AUGGUCUUGUUUUUUCAGAUUAUUCUUGAAAAAACUUUGUUUAAUGAAUAUAUAAUUGGAUUACAAAAAAUAUUUUUGUUGCAGGAUACCUUGUGGAACAAAUCUGAAGCUUUGGAAAAUUUAGUAAAAAUGCUAAAACAACAAAAUACUUGUGAAAAUUUGGAACCUGGACCAGCGGCUUUACUUUUCGAAGCGCUCUUUACAUGUCAACAUCAGGAUAAAAUGCAUUUUCUGGCCGUUGAGGCUCUAGCUCUAAUGGUUAGAUGUGUACGACCAGAAGUCUUAGACCAAUGUCUUGGUAGAUUGAGCCUGGGGAUCUGCAAAAUAGGAGCGCCAUCAGGAGUUAGUUUGGCUCUUUUGAUAAUGAAAAAGAGUCCGCCAAAGAGAUUAUUAAGUGAAGUAAUGGAGAGAUGCUUUGGACACAAAACCAGAGAAGGAGCUUUGCAACUUCUGAUGGCUUCAGCAAGACUUCUACCUAGAAACGAUCUGGAAAUUCAAAAGAUGACAGAGUUUGCAGCUGCUACUUUGAGGGAUCGUAGACGCAGAGUUCGGCACGCCGCUCUUGAAACAUUGGCAACGUUGGCACAACUUACAUCUAAUGCAGAAGUAUUGGAUACAGUCGAAAGAGUGACCAAAUCUUUACCUGAUCACCAAUAUGUGCUUCGCGUAAUGAGAACAAGAUUGUCUCGACGUCAACUUCCAACAGUUGAACUAGAUGGCACAGUCCGCUAUUCGACUCCAAGAGAUCAAACGGAAUUGGAGUGGCUAUCGGGAAUAAACAAUACAGAUACUCAGUCUGUAUCAUCUUCGGCAUCUUCCUCAAACAAUUCAGUAAAUUACUGGAGACACAACUCCCGCCAUGAAGAAGAUGAGCCCAUAAUGGAAACAACAUUGUCUUCAGUUAAGGUAUGUAAAUUUAUUCGCUUAGUGCAAAGUCAUGGUAGGGGAAGCAAAAGCGAUACUAGUGCUAGCUGCGAAUAA
This is a messenger RNA of Psylliodes chrysocephalus, 981 nucleotides long. Lineage: Eukaryota; Metazoa; Arthropoda; Insecta; Coleoptera; Chrysomelidae. The record is from the annotation of a GenBank genome assembly.